Molecule: messenger RNA, 2984 nt
Organism: Ictidomys tridecemlineatus (thirteen-lined ground squirrel)
Lineage: Eukaryota; Metazoa; Chordata; Mammalia; Rodentia; Sciuridae
Gene: Trim45
Product: tripartite motif containing 45
Cellular component (GO): nucleoplasm
Molecular function (GO): protein binding; ubiquitin protein ligase activity; zinc ion binding
Source: RefSeq, a predicted model, not a curated record
CGGGUGGGCAUGGGGGGAGUGAGAGGCAGGGGUCUUGGAGUUAGCGGUAGGGCUAGCUUGGAGAUUUAGACCUGGAAGUGCAAAGGGGGAGGAAUUGGGAAACAGGAGGCUGUGGGUGUGUUUGGUAUGGGAUGCCAUGGAAAGGAGGGGGCCCUACCACAGAUCUUGAGUAGAUUUGUGGAUAGUUUCUUGGAGGUAUCCUCUACCUCCCGUUUGCCCUUUUAUUUGCCAACAAGCAGUUCUCCAUGGUCUCUGUUCAAGUUCUGGAAACUUUCUCUCUGGGUGGGUUUAAUCAGCUGCACCAUUAUAGAACUGCCCAGGGUCUUUUCUGAUACUGGGCACAAACCUUGGGAAUAUGUCAGAAAACAAGAAGCCACUUUUGGGCUUUGUGCACAAACUCCCCAGUGGGACUGCACCUGCGAACUCAGGCAAGACUCGCUGCCCUUUGUGCAUGGGGCUUUUCAAAGCCCCCAGGCUCUUGCCUUGUUUGCACACGGUUUGCACCACAUGUCUGGAGCAGCUGGAACCCUUCUCAGUAGUGGACAUGCGAGGGGGAGACUCUGACACAAGCUCUGAGGGGUCCAUAUUCCAGGAACUCAAGCCACGAAAUCAGCAGUCGCAGAUUGGCAUCCUCUGUCCUGUAUGUGAUGCCCAGGUGGACUUACCCAUAGGUGGAGUGAAGGCUUUAACCUUAGACCACCUGGCCAUGAAUGAUGUCAUGCUGGAGAAUCUGCAUGGGGAAGGCCAGGGCCUGGUGUGUGACCUGUGCAAUGACAGGGAAGUGGAGAAGAGGUGUCAGACCUGCAAAUCCAAUCUCUGCCAAUUCUGCUGCCAAGCUCAUAGGCGACAGAAGAAAACCAGUUAUCACACCAUGGUGGACCUCAAAGAUCUGAAAGGCUACAGUCGGGUUGGGAAGCCUAUCCUGUGUCCUAUUCACCCUUCAGAGGAGCUGAGACUGUUCUGUGAAUUCUGUGACCGGCCCGUGUGCCGUGAUUGUGUGGUGGGGGAGCACCGGGAGCACCCCUACGACUUCACCAGCAACGUCAUCCACAAGCAUGGGGACUCGGUGCGGGAGCUCCUCAGGGGCACCCAGCCCCGUGUGGAGGCCCUGGAGGAAGCCCUGGCUCAGAUCAAAAGGGUGAACAGUGCUCUCCAGAAGCGAGUGGAGGCGGUGGCUGCCGAUGUUCGAAAGUUCUCCGAGGGCUACAUCAAGGCCAUCGAGGAGCACCGGAACAAGAUGCUGAAGCAACUGGAAGACAUACGGGUCCAGAAGGAAAACUCCCUGCAGCUGCAGAAAGCACAGCUGGAACAGCUGCUGGCCGACAUGCGGACGGGAGUGGAGUUCACGGAGCACUUGCUGACCAGCGGCUCGGAUUUGGAGAUCCUCAUCACUAAGGGGGUGGUGGUGGAACGGCUCAGGAAGCUGAACAAGGUGGAAUAUAACACCCACCCUGGGGUAAACGAUCACAUAAGCUUCUCUCCUCAGGAGAAGGCGGGCCAGUGCCAUGGCUAUGAAGUGUAUGGGGCCAUUAACACCAAAGAGGUGGAUCCAGCCAAAUGUGUCCUUCAAGGAGAAGAUCUCCACAGAGCUCGGGAGAAACAAACAGCCUCUUUCACCGUGCUUUGUAAAGAUGCAACAGGAGAGAGCAUGGGCAGGGGAGGAGACAAUGUCCACGUUGCAGUUCUCCCUAAAGAUAAGAAAGACAGUCCAGUCAGGACAAUGGUCCAAGAUAACAAGGAUGGAACGUACUGCGUUUCCUACACCCCCAAGGAACCUGGUCUCUACACCGUGUGGGUCUGCAUCAAAAAGCAGCAUGUGCAGGGCUCACCAUUCACUGUGACUGUGAGAAGAAAGCGGCGCCCGCACCUGGGUGUGUUUCACUGCUGCACCUUCUGCUCUAGUGGAGGCCAGAAGAACGUGCGCUGUGCCUGUGGAGGCACCAUGCCUGGUGGGUACCUAGGCUGUGGCCAUGGGCACAAAGGCCAUCCUGGUCGUCCUCACUGGUCUUGCUGUGGGAAGUUGACUGAGAAGUCUGAGUGCACAUACAUAGGUGGGCCGAGCACCUCAACGAGUCUACUCAGGACUGUGGCACUCUGAUGCUUCCUGGUGAAACCCCAGACAGCUGGAUUUCAGACUUCCAGAGGAUUCCAAAGCUCAAUUAAUUCUGAAGAGACUGAUAAAAUUAAAAACAAAGUGCCUUAUCUUAUUUUAUAGUUCAAGUGCUUAUUUGUGAGUUACUCACCGAUUGUACUUGUAGACGGUUGACUGUGUUUCUCUUUAAGGUAGGUUGGUGUGUGCUCUUUCUCUUUUGUACAGGUGUGGAAGAAUCGAUGCCCUUGGAACUUAGUCAUGGGGUGGGGGAUAAUUUAGCUCCUUACUUUCUGAUAUAUUAUAACCUUUUUAAUUUUUCCCUGAGCUAUGUUAUUUAGAUAUUUCCCUUGGAAUAUAACUGCCCCCUCCCCUAUCUUAUCCACUGGUUCUUUAGCACACUUUCACUGGAUUUACUGGUCCAUAUUUUGUAACCAUUAUAAUGUGACCUUGCUAUUUGGGCAGGUGUCUCCCUCCUCCCUCUCUGGACCAUGUCUCCUCCUGCCUCCCAAAUCCUGAAGGAUAGCUCUUGGUGUAGGGUGUACAAGUAGAACAUUAAUAAGAGGGGGUUGAAAUACAUCUCGCAUGUCUAUUGCAGUUCUGUUGAUGCCAGGUGACCUGGACACCGUCACCCCCCCCACCCCGCUUCAAAUCAUUUUGAUUUUUAGAGAAUCAUCUUUGCUUGUGUGUAUAUGCCUGGAAACUUAACUGAAAGCUUUGAUUCUUAUAAGGUGCCUUAUUAGCUGCUAGAGAAUUCUGGGGAGAGGAAAUAGCACUGGUGCCUCAGCCCUGCCAAGGACUUUUCUGUAUAUGUUUUGUGUGUUCUGCGGGGACUCUCGAUUUCUUCUAUAGCAAUAAACUCAGCGUAUAUUAAAUAAAAUUAUUGAAAUCUGCA